Molecule: messenger RNA, 2153 nt
Organism: Cydia pomonella (codling moth)
Lineage: Eukaryota; Metazoa; Arthropoda; Insecta; Lepidoptera; Tortricidae
Gene: Dpit47
Product: DNA polymerase interacting tetratricopeptide repeat-containing, protein of 47 kDa
Exons: 4
Coding region: 287-1447 (386 amino acids)
Molecular function (GO): Hsp90 protein binding
Source: RefSeq, a predicted model, not a curated record
GUUGUUAUGGUUGUGCAUUAUUAACUGGCAACCAAGCUGUCAAAUUCCUGCCAGUGCGCUGUCACUGUCAAUGUCAUGUUCACGUUGAUUUUCAUUCCAAUUCCACUGUGCUGUGCUAUGUACAUUUUCGCGUCACUUUAUCAAGCAUUUAUUUUAUCAGUGCCAUGCGCUACAAUGCAUUUUCAAUAAAUACAUCAUAAAUUAAUACAGUAAAAAAAAUAAACUUGCCCGGGACAAAGGAGCUGCCUACUUUUAACUGGUGAAGAGAAAGUCAUAACUGUUAAAAAUGGCUGAAGAAAUUUCUCAAGAGCCGAAGAAGCCUAUGACCGAUGAGGAGAGGCUGGCUUUGUGCCAGAAAAUGGACCAGGAACUUGACGAUUUUAUCAACAGUCUGGAGAGAAAGAGAUACACUGAUGGAUGGUCUGAGGACAAAUGGGAGGAAGAAAUGGACAAGCAUCCAUUCUUCAUGAAGACCUUACCAGAGAAUGGUGAGAUAUCUGCUCUGGCCGAGGGCUUGGCCAAGCUGAAGUAUGAUCCGGAGGAGAACACUGCGCUGGAACUGGCUACUAACUAUAAGGAGGAUGGGAAUUUUAAUUUCCGUCAUAAGAACUACCGGUUGGCAAUACUUGGAUACACAGAAGGCAUAAAAGUCAAAUGCGAUGACGCCGAAAUGAACGCAUUUUUAUACAACAACCGAGCGGCCGCGCAAUACCACCUCAAGAACUACCGUUCAGCCCUCGCUGACAGCGAGCGAGCUCUGUCUCUCAAGCCGGACCACACUAAGGCCCGCCUCAGAGCCGCUAAGUGCGCCUUUGAGAUAGCUAACUACGAAAAAUGUCUCGAACAUUGCAAUAAACUUGUUCAAGACAACCCUAGUGACACAGAAGCUACUGAACUCAUCGCUAAAACUAAAAAGAAAAUGGUCAUCCAAGCCAGAGAUAAAAGGAAACAGGAGAAACUAGAACAAAUCAAGCGGCAACAAAAAGAUGAGGUUGUCAAAGCGAUUUUGGAGCGAGGGAUUCGCAUUGCUAACUGCGAUGAAGAAGACGACCUAGAUUUGUCUAAGUUAGAACCUAGUAUGCCUGGAGCUCAUGAUAAUAUAGUGCAUUUGGAGAAUGGGAAGCUACAGUGGCCGGUACUGGUUUUUUAUCCGGAGCAUCUCUUGACGGAUUUCAUUGUAGAUUGCCCGGAGGAUGUUCCUUUAGAAACUCAGUUGGCUAAAGUUUUCCCGGCUCCAUGGGACACUCAGAAUAAAUAUGGAACAGAUAAAAUUAAUGUAUAUUCAGAAGGUUAUAAUAAGCUUCCACAUAUUAUAGAUAUCUCUAUGGAUUUAGGAGAUAUAUUGAAAAUGAAAUAUUUUGAGGUGAAAGGUGGGACUCCGGCCUUUGUAGUGGUGCCUCGUGGAAGCCAAGUUGAGAAAAAGUUCCUUUCGGGAUAUUUCUCUUAAAUUGGUCUUAGUUAGCGACUCAUGGUUAAAUGGGCUUAGAAUACGACAUUUCUUGAUGUCAAGGCCAGUCCAGAGGGUUGAUCAAAAUGCCCUCAAACGCGAAUACUAGCAUCACAAAUCGGUAUUCUUGCAUCCGCAUCACCUGAUUUGACCAGGACCAGACAACUUAAACAGAUUGGCGACAAAUUGUUCCCGUCUGGACUAGCCUUCAGACCACGCAGAAAUAUGUACAGUCACGUCUAAAAAUAUCUACAGGAUCGAAGUGCCAAAAAUAUGUAUACACGACCUUAUGGCCCAUAUAUUAGGGUAGUGUAUACAUAUGUUUGGCACUUUGUCUGUCUUGGUAGACCGUAUGUGGAAUAUUAUAGGCUAAGGUACAACUUGAAAAAAUUAAAUAUUUCUAGCUGUUUGAUAUAAUCUCUCUAUCUAUAUAGUUAUACGUCUGUAUGAAAUUAAAUAGUUCACUAAGAGUUUGGACACGUUAAAUUUUAAUUUUAUUUGAUGGGGAAGGAAACUAUAUUUCUUAGUUUUUAAAAUAUUUACAGUCUAUUUGUAAUACAUUUAUCCAUACGUUUAUUUUGCCAAAAAAGUUUUUUUAUGAGUUUUGAUAUCAUUCGAAAUAUUUUUAGUAGGUAGACCGGAAUCAUCAAUAAUUACCUAAAUAUUUACUUUAUUGGUACCUAAUAAAAUGUUUAUAUAAAAGAUA